AUGUCGAAAAAAAAAGACGCAAUAAUUUCAAAAAGUUGUAAAAGGGAAAAGUCAAUAAAAUGGAAAUAUAUAAUAAAAUGUAUUUAUAAAAAAUGUUUCAAUUCAAGAAACAAAAUAUUAUUUGUACAAGGAGAAAAGAAUAAAUUUAAAAAUAUUCAUUUUAAAGGGAAUAAAAGAAGAAUGAUGAAUAUUACCAAUAUUUUCAAAAUAUAUAAUUUGAAAAAUAAUAAAAGAAGUAGAAAAGUUCGUAGUACAUAUAGUGAUAAUAUAAAAAAUAUAUUUACACAUAAUGAGAAUAAAAUAAAUUUUGAUAAAAUAGAAAAAAAUAUUAUGUGGAAAAAAUUGUUAAUAGAUAUGAUAUGUUUUAAUAAUAAUUUAAAUGUACCCUAUAAUGAAUCUAAAUAUUAUAGUGAUUCAACAUCAGCAUCAUCCAAAAAUUUUGAUAAUCAUAUGAAUGAAAAAAAUAUUGCAAUGUAUUACAAAGGAGGGGAAAAAAAAAAAUGUAACCCAAUAAAUAAAAAAGGACACAACUUUGAUUAUAUAAAUAAAAUAAAUUAUAGUGUAAAUAUUGAGUUACAUUCUUUAUUUACUUAUGUUCGUACUAAAUUAAAAAAAAAAAAUAAGGAUUCUUUUAAAAAUAAAAAUGUGUUAAAUAAAAUACCCUUGCAUGAUAAUGGUCUUAUUAACAACCCUUAUAAUAAAGAACAAUAUGCAAAGUUGAACAAUCAAUAUAUUCCUCAAAAUAAAGAACAAAUCUUAAAUGAUAUAAAAACAAAGCCUAAUAUGGCUCCAUCUCCUAAUAGAAGAAAAUCCAAUAAUGGUGUAAUGGAAAAUAUGGACAUGCAUGAUAAUGAUUAUAAUCAACAAUAUAAUAAUAAUUACAAUGAACAAUAUAAUAAUAAUAAUAACCCAUAUAAUAAUAUUUACAAUGAACAAUAUAAUAAUAAUAAUAAUAACCCAUAUAAUAAUAUUUACCAUGAACAAUAUAAUAAUAAUUAUAAUAACCCAUAUAAUAAUAAUUACAAUGACCCAUAUAAUAAUAAUAAUUAUAAUGAUCCAUAUAAUAAUAAUAAUUACAAUGACCCAUAUAAUAAUAAUUAUAAUAACCCAUAUAAUAAUAAUUAUAAUGAUCCAUACAAUAAUAAAUUCCCACCUAUGGUUAAAAGCCAAACUCAUAAUAUAAAGAAUAACUUUCAAAAUGAAGAAAAUAUUAAUAUAGAAGAAAGUGUAGACAAAAAUAAAAAUAAAAAAAGUAACAAUAAAGAUGAGAAUAAAGUUUCAAAAGAACAAGAACAAUUGAAAAAUAAUGAAAGUGAAGGUAUUGAUGAAGAUUUAUUCUCAGAUGAAUUUGAUAUGGAUGAUUAUGAUAGUGACGGAAACAAAAAAGAAAAACCUUAUUAUACUGAUCGUUGUAUAUUAGAUAGGAGUGCUAAAAGAGUAUCUAUAUUAGACAAAUUAAAUUUAGAGUUAAAAAAUAAAGAAAAUGAUAAAAAUAAAAAUAAUGAAAAUAUAUCAAAUAAGAAUAUAUUAACAAAAAAAAGUGAUAAUAAUGCUUUCAAGUUAAAAAAAAUUGAGUCUAAAAAAUAUGUUGAUGAUACAAAGGAGGAUAGUAAUACAGAUGAUGAAAAUGAUGAUAAGAAUAAAAAAUUGAAAAACAUAAAAAAUGAAAAAAAUGUUAAAGAUAUAAAAGAUAUAAGAAAUUAUCACAAAAUGAACUCUUUAAAGAAAAAAGAAAAUAAAAUGCCUCCACCAAAAAAAAUAGGCCAAAAUAAAGGUCAAACAGAAAAAGCAGAUGAAAUGGACACAUCGAAGAAAGAGGGAAUAAAUGAUAUGAAAGAAAAUGUAUAUAAUAAUAAAAAAGAUGAAAGGAUGAAAAAUAAAAUGAAUUAUCCACCCAAAUAUGAUAUGAAUAAUGAAAUGAAUUAUGAUAUAAAUAAUCCAAUGAAUUAUAAUAUAAAUAAUCCUAUGAAUUAUAAUAUAAAUAAUCCAAUGAAUUAUAAUAUAAAUAAUCCAAUGAAUUAUGAUAUGAAUAAUCCAAUGUAUUAUGAUAUAAAUAACCCAAUGUAUUAUGAUAUGAAUAAUCCAAUAAAUUAUCAGAUGAACAAUACAACUAUUUCUAACAUGAACAAUCCCACUAAUUAUACGAUGAAUACUCCAUUGAAUUAUCAAAUGAUACCCAAUAAUUUUAAUAAUAAUAAUAAUAAUAAUUCUAUAUAUUUUCAAAGUAAUAAUAAAUUAAUAAAUUACAAUGGUAUUAAUCGACUUCCAUAUAAUGAUAUAAACAAUAUGGGAUAUCCUCAAGAAAAGAAUAAUCUAAAUAAUAUACAUAUUGAUGGUUCUAAUCAAUUGAUUGCAGGAGGUUAUGAUGAUAUGAACACAUUAAAUUCUAAUAAUAAAAAUUUAAUUUUAUAUAACAAAGGGAAUGAAAAGUAUGAUGAAGAUUUUACUUUGAAUUAUAUUCUGCAGAAAUAUGAUGAUGACGAUAAAUUUUUUUGCAGCAAUAUGUAUACUUCAAUAAAUGAAGAAGAAAAAAAAGAUGAAUUAAAAAAAUAUACAGAGGGGAUGAAUAGGUUAGUAGAACAAAUGUACUUUUAUGAUAAUUUCAAUGAUGAAUAUAAAAUAACUAAAGAAAAUAAAAAAGAAACAACCGAAUCGUUUGAUAUAAUAGAUACAUCAUUGAAUAUACAUGUUGUUGAUGCUAAUGAAGAUAAUAUAACAGAUAUAAAAAACAAGGAAAAUCAGGAAAUCAUUUCAAAAAUGGAAUUAAAGAUAAAACAGUUGGAGAAAACUAUUGAUGAAAUGAAAAAGAAGAAUAAAUCAGAUAGCGGUCACCAUGAAAAGAAGAAAAAAAGAAAAAAGAAAAAAAAAGCAAAUGAUGCUAACAGUAGUAGUAGUAGUAAUAGUAGUUGUAGUGGUGAAUAUUCAUCUAAUAAAGAAGAAGAAAGUUAUCAAAAACAUUCAAUGUUAAAUAAAUUAAAAAAAGAUAUUGAGGAAAUGAAAAAGAAUAUGAAAAGGGAAGAAGAAAAUAGGAGAAUACAAAAAAGAGGAAUAAAAAAUAUGAAGGAAUUGAAGAAAGAUAUAAAAGAAGACGAAAAUGAUAAAAUAGAUGAUAAUAUAAAAAAUGUAGAAGAUGAAGAAACAAAAAAAAGAAAAGAAAAGAAAGAAGAUAAUGACGAGUUGGAUAAUGAAUAUGCUUAUAAAUUUAAUAUAGAUGAUAUAAUAAAUACGGAACAAUUUAAUAAUAUAAAAAAUGGUAUAUUAGAUAAUGUUUAUUAUUAUAUAUAUGAAUCAUAUGAUCAAAGAGAUUAUGAUAUUCUCGAAAAUUUAGCAAAAAAACAUGAAAUAAAAGGAAGAAAAAUAUGUUAUAAUAUAAAUUUACCUAAAUAUAAUUUUAAUGAAAAGAGAACAUCAAGUGCUUGGUUUUUAAAUCCAGCUUAUGAAAAUUAUAUGCUCGAAGAAAAAAAAAAACGAAUGAGUCUUGAAGAUAAUAGAGUUAUUUCAUCUUGUAGUUAUGAACAUGUCCAAUUUUUAUUUAAUGAAAAUGAAAUGGUAGAUGGGACUAUAAUUAAAAAUGAAGAUAAUGAUGAUGAUGACAAAAGUGUGGGAAAGAUUUCUGAAAUUAGAGAUAGUGAAUUUUCUUAUGAAAGUUUUAUAAGUGAACAAAAAAAAAAACUUAAAAAAAAUAAAAUCAAUCUUAUAAAAAUUAAGAAUAAUGUUGUAAGAAAUAAAAGUAAAAGUAUUAUACAAGAUCAUAAUGUAAAAGAGGAUAUAAAAGAAAAUAACAAUUUAGGACAUAAAGAGGAUGAAAAUGAGAAAUAUAAAAAAUAUGAAGACAAAGAAAAAGAUGAUAUACAUUUAAAACAAAUUGAAAAUCCAGAAAUGAGUACAAAUAAUAAUGAUAAUAUAAUUAAUAACAUUUUUGGAACCAUUAAUAAUUUUGUUCAAGAGAAUGGUGUAUUGGAUUUUUAUAAUUCAUCUAAUUUAAUAAUAAAAGAAGAAAAUGAAAAUGGAGAAAACAAAAAAAAUAUGGAAAAAAUAAAUGAUGAUAAAAAUGGGAAUAAUGAUGAAAAUAUAUUAAAAGAUCAAAUUGAAAGGCAAAAAAAAGAAAAAGAAUUGUUAGAAUUAGAAAUAGAAAAUAAAAAAAAGAAAAAAGAAUUAGAAGAAUUAGAACUACAACUUAUGGAAAAUAAGAAAAAACAAUUUUUAGCUAAUAAGCUAAUAGAUGAUUUACAAAAAGAUAUUAAUUGUACAGAAGAUGAAAAAAAAAAAAAAAAAAAAAACGAAACUAAAGAGGAAGACCCAAAACAAAAAAGUAUAAAUGAUCAAAUAGUUGAUGAGAAAGAAAUAGAUGUAAAUUCUAAAAAUAAAGGAGAAAUUGUUCAAGUGCCAAAUGAAAUAAAAAGUACAAAUGAUAUACAAGAAAAUAUAAAAAAAGUACAACAAGAAGAAGAAGAAGACGAAAAAAAAAACAAGGAAAAUUUAUCAAAAGAAAAAGAAAUCAAUGAUUGCUUAAACGAUUAUAUAAAUAAACAAAAGAAAAAGGAAAAAAAAAAAAAUAAUUGGGCUAUGUAUGGUAGACCUGUAGUUAAAAGACAAAAUAAUCGUAAUAUAAAUAAUAGUAAAAAUGAUUUGAAGAAAUUAUACUCUUCCAAAAGUGAUAGUGGAUUUAAUAAUUAUGCAUUUUAUGCAGAGAGAUUUUUUGAAGUCAUUACUGGAUAUAAUAGUGAACCUGAUUAUUUAUCAGAUAUUGAUAAUGAGGAUAAAAAUAAAAAUGAUAUUCAUAAUAAUAAUAUUAUUAAUAUAAGUAAAAAAAUGAAAGAAAAUAUAUAUGAAAAUAGCCCAUUCCAUACAUAUGGAAGACCAAUAAAUGAAAAAAAAUCUAAAAAUCCAAAGAAUUAUAAUAAAAUGAAAUCAACCACUCGUAAUGCUAUAUUAAAAAAAAAAAGAAAAAAAACUCUAAACAAAUCAAUCUCUAUUAAUAGCUUGACGAAAAUGAAUUCAUCAAAUAAUAAAAUUGCAAAAAGGACAACCAAAAAGAACAACAUUGUUGAUAAUUAUAAUAAUAGCACUAUAAGGAAAAUUCUAAAUAAAGAACAAAAUGUAGACGAUCAAGGAUAUAUAGAUUUAAAAACUAAGAGAAAAUUAAUUUACGAAGCUUUGGAUGAAAUAAAUCAACAAGCACAACAAAAUUUAAAGACAACCGAAAAUAUUACAGAAGAGGAAAAGAAGCCUGGACUAAAUGUCUCUAAUUUUAUAAAAAACACAGGAGCGAUGUUAAUAGAAAAAAUAACAAAAAAAGGUAAAGAUAAUAAUGAAGAACACCAAUUUUGUGAAGAACUAAAAGUGUUAGAAAAACUGAAAAAAUUAAAAGAAUUAAAAAGGAUAGAAGAACUUAAAACCUUGGAAGAAGAGGAAAAAAAACGUCUAGAAGAAUUAAACUUGCUAAAGGUUGAAGAAGAAAAAAAAAAAAAAAAAAAUUUGGAGGAAAUGAAAAAAAUGGAAGAACUUAAAAAAAUGGAAGAUCUUAAAAAAAUUGAAGAAGCCAAAAAAAUCGAACUUCAAAGAAAGAAAGAGGAAGAAAAAUUAUUACAAUAUAGUAGAAAACAAGAGCAAAUAAGGAAAUUGGAGGAACUCAAAAAAAAGGAAGAAUUAAAAUUGAUAGAAGAAAUGAAAAAGUUGGAAGAACAAAGAAAAAGAGAAGAAAUAAAAAAAAUGGAAGAAGAAAAAGAAAGAGAGAGACUUAAAAAAAUAGAAGAACAACAAAAAAAGGAAGAAAUGAAAAAGUUAGAAGAGCAAAGAAAAAAGGAACAGAUCAAAUUAAUGGAGGAAAUGAAAAAAUUUGAAGAGCAAAGAAGAAAAGUAGAAUUGAAGUGGUUGGAGGAGGAAAAAAAAAGGGAAGAAGAAAAAAAGAGAGAGGAACUUAAGAAGAUGGAAGAAGAAAAAAAGAGAGAGGAACUUAAAAACUUGGAAGAAGCAAAAAAGAGAGAGGAACUUAAAAACUUGGAAGAAGCAAAAAAGAGAGAGGAACUUAAAAAGUUGGAAGAAGAAAAAAAGAGAGAGGAACUUAAAAAGAUGGAAGAAGAAAAAAAGAGAGAGGAACUUAAAAAAAUGGAAGAAGAAAAAAAGAGAGAGGAACUUAAAAAGAUGGAAGAAGAAAAAAAAAGAGAGGAACUUAAAAAGCUCGAAGAAGAAAAAAAAAAAAUAGAAGAGAUGGAAUUACUCGAGUAUGAAAGAAUUCAAGAAGAAAUCAAAAUUUUAGAAGAGAUGAAAGAAAAGGAAGAAAGAAAAAAUAUAGAAGAAAAUAAAGAAAAUACAAGUGAAAAAGAUAUAUUCAAUAACUUUUUAAAAAAAAUAUAUAAUGUUAAUCCAUUAUCAAAUUAUAUAACAAAUGAUAAAGAAUCAACUCAAAUUUUAAGAAGUGAUAAUGAAAAGAAAGAAAAUGAGGAUAAAAAAUAUUUAAUCGAAAAGGAUAAUUUAUCAGAUGAAGAAAUCGAAAAAAAGGAAGAUAACCAAAAUGAUAAUAACAAUAAUAAUAAUAAUAAUAAUAAUGAUAAUAAUAAUUAUAAUAAAGAUGAUAAUAUGAUUGAUCAAGCAAAAGAAAAGAAAUAUAUGUUUAUGCCCAAAAUAUCACACAUGAAUCAUUAUGAUAUAUUCUAUCAAAUGGAAAAGCAAAGAAUAAAAAAUUUUAAAGAAAAAAAAAAUUAUUAUAGAAAUACACCAAAUAAAAUAGGAAAUAAAGGAUUAUUAAAAAAUGCGUAUACUAAUAAUUCUCACAUAAUUAGGAAUAUUAUAAAUAAAAAAAAGGAAGAACAAUAUGAACAUAAUAAAAUGUCAUCUGAGGAUGAAAAAAAUUGUGAUAUGUCUGAGAAAGAAAAUAAAUGUGAUAUGUCUGAAGAUGAAAAAAAUUGUUAUAUGUCUGAAGAUGAAAAAAAUUGUUAUAUGUCUGAAGAUAAUAUACAAAAUGGUGAUAUGGAGAAUGAUAAUAUACCUACCAAGGAAAGGAUUGAAAAAAUUGUAAUAGAUAUGAAAGCAAGAGAAGAAAAGAAAAAAAAAUUAUCACAGAUGAGGAAUAAAAAUUUAAAGUAUAACCAUGUAAAUAAAGAAAAUAUACUAAAUGUGGUAGAAAAAAAAUUAGAUAAUAAAAAUUCAGACAAAGACGAAAUUGAUGAUUUGUUUGAUUUAGAAAACGAAGUUGAAAUAUUUGUAACUGAAUCAGAAGAAUCCUUUUUAAAAAUUGAUGAUAAGGAACCAGGAAAUUUUAAAAAAACACACAUAUAUAGAGAAUCACCAUAUAUGAAAGGCAACAAUAUGAAUGAAUAUUUUAAAAAUAAUUAUGAGUCAUCAAAUGAAGGGAAUAAAUCUUAUAGUAAUAAAUCAGAUAGGGAAAACAAUAAUUAUUCUAGUAACAAUAAUAUUUUGUCUAAUCAUAAUAAUAUAUUAUGUAGUAAUAAUAAUAAAUUAACUAGUUAUAGUAAUAUAUUAGGUCAUCAAAAUAACAACUUAUAUAAUCAUAAUAGUAUAAUAUCAAGCCAUAAUAUCAGAUCGUCAGAUUAUAAAAAUAUAGAUGAUGACGAUAUAAAUAUAAAAUCGUAUAAUGAAUACAUAAAUAACGAAAGUGUAGAAGAAUUAUUUAACUAUAUUAUGAAAGAUAUACAUAUGAAAAAUACGUACAAAAAUGAUAAACAUUCAUUACCUUAUAAUAAUUAUUUAUCAAAAGAUAGUGCAGACAUUUAUUUUGAUUUUGAAAAAAAGAAAUUAGAUAGUCAAGAAAAACAUUCAUGUAAUAUAACAAUGAAUAGUUUUUAUGACAUAUAUAAAAAUAUAUAUCAUGAUGGUGUUGAAUUUGAUAAUAAUGAUAAUUAUAAUAAUAAUAAUAAUUAUAAUUUAUAUGAAUAUAAAAGUUCAAUGUACUAUAAAAAUGAUGACCCAAGUACUAAUUAUUCUUUUGAAAAAAUAUUAAAACAAAAAGAUAAUUAUCAUCAAAGAAAAACUUUAAUUGACGAUAAUAAUAAAAAUGAUGAUAUCUUAUCAAAAGUAAUGAAUAAUUUAAAUGGACUCAACAAAAAAAUUAAAUCAAUAGAAAUAAAUUAUAACUUUGAAAAGCAAAAAAAAAAUAUCAUACAUAAUAAUAAUGAUAUAUAUAUGAAUAAUUUAAAUACAAAUAAUAAAAAAAAUUCAUAUUCUUUUAAUACUAAUAGUAGAAAUAAAUAUGAAAGUCAUUACUCUAACUAUUAUGUUGAAUAA
Messenger RNA from Plasmodium adleri (nom. inval.), 8244 nucleotides. Its product is annotated as conserved Plasmodium protein, unknown function. The record is from RefSeq and is a predicted model, not a curated record. Lineage: Eukaryota; Apicomplexa; Aconoidasida; Haemosporida; Plasmodiidae. The transcript has a single exon. The coding region runs from base 1 to 8244 and encodes 2747 amino acids. Gene Ontology annotation, cellular component: transcription factor TFIID complex.